Molecule: messenger RNA, 2318 nt
Organism: Acomys russatus (golden spiny mouse)
Lineage: Eukaryota; Metazoa; Chordata; Mammalia; Rodentia; Muridae
Gene: Galnt1
Product: polypeptide N-acetylgalactosaminyltransferase 1
Exons: 13
Coding region: 174-1853 (559 amino acids)
Cellular component (GO): Golgi apparatus
Source: RefSeq, a predicted model, not a curated record
UCUUUGUCCGGACACAGAUGAUGUGAGACAUGUGAAUUUGUGAUGCGAAUUCAUUUGAAAAGCCGCUUUGAGGGUAUGACUGUGGUUUCUGAUGAAACCAGAUUGGAAUGAUUUUCAUGAUAUUUGUAUAUUUAUAUAUAUAUUUUAAAAUUUUACAUUUGACUUAAAGUGCCAUGAGAAAAUUUGCAUAUUGCAAGGUGGUUCUAGCCACCUCCUUGGUUUGGGUACUUUUGGAUAUGUUUCUGCUGCUUUACUUCAGUGAGUGCAACAAAUGUGAUGAGAAAAAGGAGAGAGGACUUCCUGCUGGAGAUGUUCUAGAGCCAGUGCAGAAGCCUCAUGAAGGUCCUGGAGAAAUGGGGAAACCAGUCGUCAUUCCUAAAGAGGAUCAAGAAAAGAUGAAAGAGAUGUUUAAAAUCAAUCAGUUCAAUUUAAUGGCAAGUGAGAUGAUUGCACUCAACAGAUCUUUACCAGAUGUGAGGUUAGAGGGGUGUAAAACAAAGGUGUAUCCAGAUAACCUUCCUACAACGAGUGUGGUGAUUGUUUUCCACAAUGAGGCGUGGAGUACACUUCUGCGAACAGUCCAUAGUGUCAUUCAUCGCUCACCAAGGCACAUGAUAGAAGAGAUCGUUCUUGUAGAUGAUGCCAGUGAAAGAGACUUUUUGAAAAGACCUCUAGAGAGUUAUGUGAAAAAACUCAAAGUGCCAGUUCAUGUAGUUCGAAUGGAACAACGUUCCGGGUUGAUCAGAGCUAGAUUAAAAGGAGCUGCUGUGUCCAAAGGCCAAGUGAUCACCUUCUUAGAUGCUCACUGUGAGUGUACAGCAGGGUGGCUGGAGCCUCUCUUAGCCCGCAUCAAGCAUGACAGGAGAACAGUGGUGUGUCCUAUCAUUGAUGUGAUCAGCGAUGACACUUUUGAGUACAUGGCAGGCUCUGACAUGACCUAUGGUGGGUUCAAUUGGAAGCUCAAUUUUCGUUGGUACCCUGUUCCCCAAAGAGAGAUGGACAGAAGGAAAGGUGACCGCACUCUUCCUGUCAGAACACCUACAAUGGCCGGAGGCCUUUUUUCAAUAGACAGAGAUUACUUUCAGGAAAUUGGAACAUAUGAUGCUGGAAUGGAUAUUUGGGGAGGAGAAAACCUAGAAAUUUCCUUUAGGAUUUGGCAGUGUGGAGGAACUUUGGAAAUUGUGACAUGCUCCCAUGUCGGUCAUGUGUUUCGGAAAGCUACACCUUACACGUUUCCAGGAGGGACAGGACAGAUUAUCAAUAAGAAUAACAGGCGGCUUGCAGAAGUAUGGAUGGAUGAAUUCAAGAAUUUCUUCUAUAUAAUUUCUCCAGGUGUUACAAAGGUGGAUUAUGGAGAUAUAUCAUCAAGACUUGCUCUGAGACAUAAACUACAGUGCAAACCUUUCUCUUGGUACCUAGAAAAUAUUUACCCAGAUUCUCAAAUUCCACGUCACUAUUUCUCAUUGGGAGAGAUACGAAACGUGGAAACAAAUCAAUGUCUAGAUAACAUGGCUAGAAAAGAGAAUGAAAAGGUUGGAAUUUUCAAUUGUCAUGGUAUGGGAGGUAAUCAGGUUUUCUCCUACACUGCCAACAAGGAAAUUAGAACAGAUGAUCUUUGUUUAGACGUUUCCAAACUUAAUGGCCCUGUUACCAUGCUCAAAUGCCACCACCUAAAAGGCAACCAGCUCUGGGAGUAUGACCCAGUGAAGUUAACCCUGCAGCAUGUGAACAGUAACCAGUGCCUGGAUAAAGCCACGGAAGAGGACAGCCAGGUGCCCAGCAUUAGAGACUGCACUGGAAGCCGGUCCCAGCAGUGGCUUCUUCGAAAUGUCACCCUUCCAGAAAUAUUCUGAGACCAAAUUACAACAACAAAAAAGAAAGAUUUGACUGGGCUACCUCAGCAUACAUUUCUGCCACAUUCUUAAGUAGCAAAAAAGGAAAAGUGUUUUCCUCUUCUGUGGGAUGUAAGAUUUAUCAGCCAUUAAAACUCAGACUCUAGCUUUUCACUUGCUGUGAACCAGCCUUCCUGUCCUAGGACAUGAGACUGCAAAGUAGCGAGACUGCGCACACUGAUGUUUACAAGGCUGGAAGAGCCUUCAUCAAGAGCAGUGGCCAGUAGCCGUCAGAUCCCAAGCAGGCACAGGAGUGCUCUGGAUGGAUGACCUUCCACCGCUGCGUGCACAUCAGCCGUUCUGCUGACUGUGCCUCAUGAAGAAGAGAUCUCUAAUUACAAUCAGUAGCCGGAAUAUUAAAUAUUGAUAGAAAAGUAAGUGGAAAAGAACUGAAACCAGGUUCAGAAUCAUGAAAACAUUUUUACA